Molecule: messenger RNA, 1887 nt
Organism: Theobroma cacao (cacao)
Lineage: Eukaryota; Viridiplantae; Streptophyta; Magnoliopsida; Malvales; Malvaceae
Product: protein TORNADO 2-like
Biological process (GO): auxin-activated signaling pathway
Cellular component (GO): membrane
Source: RefSeq, a predicted model, not a curated record
UCUCUUCAUGUAAAUCUUAGUAGCUAAGUUUUGAAAAACACGAUUACUUUUCCAGGAAAUCAUGAAGCAUGGGGGGUAGAAGACCUGAAAUUUGGAAAGAAUUCUAAAAUAGAGUAAGGCUAAACAAACAUUGUUAAGCAUGACUGGGAAUGAUACUCCUCCGAGAAACAAUACCCCAAACUGAUCUCCAGCAGUAUGCUGAGCACUUCUAAGUAUUAUCCACCUUCACAUCAAUCUUCUCGUUGCUCUUUUACACAGGCCAAAAUCCAUUUUCCAUAUCUUCAAACAUUGCAGACUCAUGGAGUGUUUUAUAGAAUAUUUGCUGUCUGUUUAGUUUCAGAACAAUGAGAAUUCGCCACAACUGAGCCAUUUGCCCCGGAGUGUUGAUGAAUCUAGUUUGAACCCCUUGCAAUUAAGUCAUUAUCAGCAUUGCGAUUUUCAGAUUCUCAGGAAAAUAACACUUGGUUAACAUAAACAAAUUCCGUCGAAUAUCAGGUGGAAAUUAAUACAAAUUUUGCUUGCAAGAUGUACAACACGGGAGAUAUAUACAAGUUCAGAUCUUUCCAAAGAAGGGAUUCAAAUCAUCGUGAUUUGUGCGCCUCUAGCUGCCUAAAAUUGGAUAUUUAACAUCAUGAUUCAUGAUCGUCAACAUUUUCUUCAUUAUUUUUGCUCGCAUUUUUCUCCAGUCUAAGCUAUUCCAUUUCCUGUUCAUUAUUAGAUCUCACUCUCAGGCAACAAAGCCAUCCCCAGAAAGAUCUUCUCAGAAUCCUGUCACCAAGAUGGCAGCAAGCAAUACCAUCGUUGGUACAAUCAACUUCAUCACCUUGCUUCUCUCAAUUCCAAUCAUUGGUGCUGGAAUCUGGCUCGCGAACGAACCAGACAACUCUUGCGUGAAGAUUUUGCAAUGGCCUCUUAUAAUUCUAGGCAUCUCAAUCUCGGUCGUGGCUCUAUUAGGUUUCGUAGGAGGGUGUUGGCGCAUCACUUGGCUCCUCAUCGUGUACCUUGUCGCCAUGUUCAUCCUUAUAGUACUGUUUGCGUGCUUGGUUGUUUUAAUUUAUUUGGUCACCAAGAAGGGUUCAGGGCACCCUGCUCCAGGUCGCACGUACUUGGAACAUGACCUUGAUGAUUUUUCUGGUUGGCUUCGUCGAAAAGUGGCAAGUCCUUAUAAGUGGAAUCGGAUAAGAGCCUGCCUUAACUCGACAGAUAUGUGUUCUGAGUUAAACCAGAGAUAUCGCAUAGCUCAGGAUUUCUUCAAUGCUCGGUUAACCUCUAUACAGUAUGGAUGCUGUAUGCCCCCAGCUGAAUGUGGGUACACGUAUAUAAAUCCAACGUAUUGGCUUACUCCCAACAAUACAGCAGCCAGCAUGGAUUGCUUGCAAUGGAGCAAUGACCAGAUGCAACUUUGCUUCCAUUGCGAUUCAUGCAAAGCGGGAUUACUUGCUAACUUGACCAAAGAAUGGAGAAGUGUAGACAUCAUAUUGCUCAUUACUCUUGUUGUUCUGAUAUGUGUGUAUCUGAUAGGAUUUUGUUGUGCCCUUAGGAAAUCUAAACCUGGAGAUGGAGACACAUCUCCCAGACGCAACAAGGAAAAUACCUAGGACCGUCUUGAUCUCCUUCCAACUACAAUACUUGUUUUUGUUGUUUUUCUUCAUUUUUAAGUUGCCAUGUUGGAACUUGAAAGAGAUGGGAUUCAUUUGGAGUUGGAACUUCAAAUCCAAAUAUUAUUUUUAUCCAUGUAAACUAGUAAUUAUCGAGAUUUGGCUUUGAAUGUUGUGUAAAGCUGAGUGCUGUUCCUUUGCGUGAUUUGCGGAGGCAACCGAAAGAUGAUUGUUAAUUUGUCUAUCACGAGGAAUUAGCAGGGCAGCAGCAAGUAUUUGUGGGGUUUCA